AUGGCCCUGGGCCUGCUGCUGGCCUCGGCCGCCCUGCUCGGGGCCCUGCUGGGCGGCGGCUGCCGCGGUGAGUGCCCCUCCUUCCCCGGGCAGCGGCCCCCUUUCUGCUUCCUGCUGCUGCUGCUGCGCCCCUCGCUUUGCGCCCUGCUGCAAGAGGACCUCGGCCCCUCGUGGAGCUCUCCUCGCCCCGGCUGGGGCGCAGCAGCAGCGACACCCGGAGGCCGCCUGAUCCACGGCUCGGCCAGCCAGCCCCUUCCUUGGGUCCGGAGCUGGGCAGUCGGAGGAAGAGGCCAGGCCCGGAACGGAUCCCGGAGGGGGCCCUCUGCUCUUGCAGCCGCCGGGGGUGCAAAACUCCUCUGGGUGGGGGUGGGGGUCGGAAUGGGGGAGGCUGAUAAUUCUGACAUCUUUUUCACAGCAGGAUCCCUGCACACAAAAGACUCUGACUACGAUAUUGUCCAUCCUGUCAAGGUGAACGAGAGGGGAGUCUUUCUCUCCUACAACCUAUCCCACCGUUUCCUCUACAAAAGGGCCAUUUCCUCUCAGAACUCCUUGCGGUCCUUCUACAAGCUGCACCACCGGGGACAUCAGCUGAGCUUCGACUUGCACCUGAACAGCCACCUUCUGGCUCCGGGCUUUGUUAGUGAGAGGCGAUAUGGAGGAAUCGCUCGUGCCAAGAUCCGGGCUGACGGGCAGAACCCUUGCCACAUGAUUGGGUCGGUUCAGAACGAGGAAUGGGGAAGUGGACUGGCUGCGCUCAGCACCUGCGAUGGGCUGAAAGGUGUCUUCCAGCUGGCUAACCAAGAUUUCUUUAUUGAGCCGCUGCCUGCUAGCCAGCCGCGGGAGAAUGCUGCCCAGCUGCACAGGAUCUAUCGACGCAGCAUUUCCGAAUAUGAGGCAGAAGAACUCAUUGCUGUAGCAAACACCAAGCCCGCAGAUGUCAGGAUGUGUGGAGUGCAAGAAAGCCUUAAGAAGUCUGAGAAGCGGAGAGAGAGGUGGGAACAGAAGCAGCAGAGGAAGCGACAGAUUAAGCAGCGCUCCAUCAGCAAGGAGAAGUGGGUGGAGACCUUGGUGGUUGCCGACACCAAGAUGGUGGAGUACCACGGGAGUGAGAAUGUGGAGAAGUAUGUCCUGACUGUCAUGAACAUGGUGGCAGGUUUAUUCCAUGACGCCAGCAUUGGUAACCCCAUCCACAUUUCCAUUGUGCGCCUCAUCUUUCUAGAAGAGGAGGAGGAGGACCUGAAAAUCACCCACCACGCAGACAACACCCUGCGGAGUUUUUGUAAGUGGCAGAAAGCCAUCAACGUGAAAGGGGACACUCACCCGCUACACCAUGAUGUUGCUGUCCUACUCACAAGGAAAGACAUCUGUGCUGCCAUGAACCGUCCGUGCGAGACGCUGGGCCUGUCUCACGUCUCGGGCAUGUGCCAGCCCCACAGAAGCUGCAACAUCAACGAGGACACGGGGCUUCCUCUGGCAUUCACCGUGGCCCAUGAGCUUGGACACAGUUUUGGGAUUCAGCAUGACGGAAGCGGCAAUGACUGUGAGCCAGUUGGGAAAAGACCUUUCAUCAUGUCUCCACAGCUCCUGUACGACACUUCGCCACUCACAUGGUCCCGCUGCAGCAGGGAGUACGUCACCCGCUUUUUGGAUCGCGGUUGGGGGCUCUGCCUGGAUGACCCCCCUGCCAAAGACGCGAUAGACUACCCCUCGCUCCCGCCGGGAGUCCUCUACGAUGUCAGCCACCAGUGCCGGCUUCAGUAUGGACCCUAUUCCACCUUCUGCGACGACAUGGAUAGUGUCUGCAGCACACUGUGGUGCUCUGUGGGGAACACGUGUCACUCCAAGCUGGAUGCAGCUGUUGAUGGAACCAAAUGCGACGAGAAGAAGUGGUGCUUCAAUGGGGAGUGCGUGCAUAUGGGGUACCGGCCAGAAUCCAUCAAUGGUGGCUGGAGUGCGUGGAGCUCCUGGGCAGCCUGCUCACGGACCUGUGGUGCUGGACUGCAGAACGCGGAGCGGCAAUGCAACAAGCCCACGCCAAAAUACGGUGGCAAAUAUUGCGUUGGGGAACGAAAACGCUUCCGGGUUUGCAGCAUGAAGACCUGCCCCGUGAACCAGCUGUCUUUCCGCCACAUCCAGUGCAGCCACUUUGAUUCCCGACCCUACAAAGGAAAACUGUACAAGUGGACCCCAGUUCCUAAUAACAUUAAUCCCUGUGAACUGCACUGUCGUCCAGAGAAUGAGUUCUUCUCAGAGAAGCUCCGUGAUGCAGUUGUUGACGGGACUCCUUGCUUUGAAGGGAACUCCAGCCGGGACAUGUGUAUCAACGGGAUCUGUAAAAACAUCGGCUGUGACUUUGAAAUCGACUCCUACGCAGUGGAGGACCGGUGUGGCGUCUGCCAAGGGGAUGGGUCCACUUGUCAAACUGUUAAGAAGACCUUUGAGAAGAGCGAGGGGCGGGGUUAUGUCGAUGUUGGGUUGAUCCCAGCUGGAGCACGAGAGAUCCAGAUUGAGGAAGUGGCUGAGGCUGAGAACUUCCUGGCUUUGAGAAGCGAAGAUCCAAAGAAAUACUUCCUGAAUGGUGACUGGACCAUCCAGUGGAAUGGGGAUUACCCGGUGGCUGGGACAACCUUCACCUAUGAGCGAACAGGAAACUGGGAGAAUCUCACCUCUCCUGGCCCCACAGAGGAGCCUGUGUGGAUUCAGCUCUUAUUCCAGGAAAAGAAUCCAGGCGUCCGCUACCAAUACACGAUACAGAGAGAGUCUGAUAGUGAGAAUGAGAUUACACCAGCCGAGUUCUUCUGGCAGUACAGGCCCUGGACGAAAUGCACAGCCACCUGUGGAACAGGUGUUCAGCGGCAGAUCGUGCGCUGCGUGGAGAAGGUGGCCGGGGUGGUGGAAGAGCAGUUCUGUGACAUGCUGAGCCGGCCUGAUGACAAACAGAGGAGCUGCAGCGAGGAGCCGUGCCCAUCCAGGUGGUGGGUAGGAGAGUGGCAGGCGUGUUCGGCCACAUGUGGCGAUUCUGGGUUGAUGAAGAGGAGCGUCCUCUGCCUUCAGAGCGUGGCCCCAGAUGAGCAGCGGGCUCUGCAGCCCACCGAAUGCCGGCACCUUUCCAAGCCGGAUGCCACAGCCCCCUGCAACCGAGAGGUCUCCUGCCCGGCUCGGUGGAUCGUGGGCAACUGGUCUGAGUGCUCAGCAACAUGUGGGAAUGGAACGCAGUGGCGCCCAAUUUAUUGCCCCAGUGAUUCCAGAGCCAGCUGUGAUCUCGCCCAAAGGCCGAUGUCUAGAAUGGCCUGUUCCUUGCCGCCAUGCCAGAAGAAGACAGAAAGCGGCCUCCUUGACUGGUCUGGCAGCGGCUCUUCAAGCCGGGAACUAUUCAAUGAAAUCCACUUCCUUCCCAACGACCGCAUCCCAAAAUACAUUCCUUUGGGACCCGACUCUGAAGACUUCAAUGUCAUAACGGAGAAAGAUUUUUCCUCAAACAGCAACAAAAAGGGAAAUAAUGUGUUUGUAGAUGAUUUUUACUACGAUUAUAAUUUUAUCAACUUCCACGAAGAUCUGUCUUACGAUGUGGUCGAUGAAAAGGACAGGAAGAGAGAGGACUCCAAGCCUAAUGUUGGAACUGAAACCAUCGGCAACGGGAAGGAUUCUAAAGAAUCACAGCCCAGAUUUCUCCCUACCUUAAAAACAGAGAGCAGAAGCACAGCGCUUCCUACCGUUGGGCAAAGUGUUGAAGAUGAUAAAGUUCAAGACAGGAACACUAUUGCUGAUUUGCACAAUGCUUCUGUUAACACCACGGCCACCUCCUUCACACUCAAGAGCGAGGGCAUCCAGACUACUUUUUUGGAAGACAGACUCUCCACUUCAGCAACGGGGAGACGGUCUCCUUUUCCCAGCAGUGGCCCUGUGCCUCUGCAUGACACCCCAGAAGACUCUUUUACACCUGCAGUUUUGAAAGAAGACAUGGCAGACACAGUCUCUCCCACCAGCUUGCCUUACUUGGACUUCCUGACUUCUGUGUCCCCUUUUGGCAAGAGCAGCGGCAUUGGGGGAAAUCCUGCUAGACUUCCUGAGAGUACGCAAGGUCCUGGCAGGAGCGCAGAGGUUCUUGAUCAUGGCAGUAAUCCAGACGGUGGUUUGUUGGAUGCUGCAAAGGAAGGGCACCGAGAACGAAACAACACAGGUGGGGCCAUUGCUUGGAGCGACCAUGGCACCAGGCCUGCGUCUGGAACGAAAGCUGCCCCGAUGAGCACAGUCACGAUGCCAGCUGCAAGGAUGCGUGGGCCUUCCCCUCUCUUCCCUCGCCGGUUCUUUCAGUCUGCAGAAACCACCACAAGCCUUUCCAUUACUCAAGGAACGAGAGAGAACCUCGACGACGUUACAAGCUCACACAGUUCAGAAAACGACCAGACGGGUCCGCAGCUCCACCAGCGCUAUCCCAGUGGUGUCACGUCCAGUGAUGGGAGUCCAGCCACAACCACUUCUGUGUACCAGGAGACCUCAGCUGGACAUGGGGAAAAGGUGCUUGGAUCUUCCACACCAAGCGCAUUAGAUCUUCAGUUGUUUUCGGAGCCAAGUGUUUUGGAGCAGGAGGUCACCUCCCCCAGCCAUUUCCCUUCCGUGCUGCCUAGGCCAAGACAGGAGAAAUCCAAUGAAAUAGAGGCAGAAUUGGACAACAAGUUCAUCUCUUCCCACAAGGACCAAGAACUCGACAGAAACAGCAGCGCAGUGCUGGGCAAAAACUCACCCGAUGGAGUUCAGUGGACAUUUAGUAGUAGCAGCAGCAGUGGGCCCAGCCUCAAAGCUGAGGGGCAGGAAAUGGAAAGGGAAGAAGCCUCCUCUUUGGUGCCUUCUGCUACCACCACACCCAUCUUUAAGGCCCGCUGGGAAGCCGGAAGCUGGAGUGAGUGCUCCACCACCUGUGGCCUGGGUGCCAUUUGGAGGACAGUGCGGUGCAGCUCUGGUGAGGAGGAAGACUGCAGCGCCACCAGGAAGCCCAUCCCUGCCCGCAGGUGUUACUUGAGACCAUGUUCUUCCUGGCAUGUUGGAAACUGGAGCAAGUGCUCCAAGAGCUGUGGAAGCGGUGUGAAGGUUCGGGACAUCAGCUGCAUUGACACACGAGACCUGCGGCCUCUGCGUCCAUUUCACUGCCAGGCCGUCCUCUAUAAGCCACUAGCCAGGAUGCCCUGCCAAACCCAAGACUGCCUGGACUGGUACACCUCAUCCUGGAGGGAGUGUUCUGAGCUGUGUGGAGGAGGGGAACAAGAGCGCCUGGUGACCUGCCCGGAGCCUGGAAGGUGCGACGAAGCCGUCCGGCCCAACAACACAAGGCUCUGCAAUGUCCACCCCUGCACCAAGUGGACGGUGGGAUCCUGGGGGCAGUGCACGGCCACGUGUGGCGGAGGCGUUCAGAGGAGGCAAGUGAAGUGUGUGAACGUGAAGACUGGGGAGGCAGAAGAGGACAGCAGCCGGUGUGAUCACGAGCAGCGCCCCGAGAAGACCCAGAAGUGCAGUCUCCAAAAUUGCCCCCACAGUGAGCCAGGCUUCGUCUGUGAGCGGGACCGUCUCUCCUUCAGCUUCUGCCAGACGCUGCUCUUCCUGGGGAGGUGCCACCUGCCCACAGUCAAUACGCAGUGCUGUAAGACUUGCCACCAACACGGCCACAGCCCCCGGGACCGUGGGAACGAGCGUGCCUCUCGGAGGUGAAGACUUCCCUUCCAGCAACUCUGCAGUGAAGACCAGGAGGGUCUGAGGUGUUCUACAAAGCAGGUCCCUCCCUUCCUUCCAGCAGGGGUGGGCAGAGUCUGUCUGCUCACCACGGCCCCUCUCUCCGGUUGGGGUCUUGCCUGGUGCUGUGGUUAAUAAGUUCCCCAGAUGGCGUUUGGGGCUGCCAGGGAAGGGCCGGAAGUCGCCAGGCCUUCCUGUUCCAUGUCCGGCCAAUGAGCAUUUGAAGAAAAGAGAAGCGAAAGCGUCUCUGGUGCUAUCGUCCUGGAUACACUCAGGUUCACGUGGUGUUGGCGGGCCAGCACCUGGCGCUUGACUGACUCAUUCAAAACAGUUAUUUUUGUAUUUUCUAUACAUCAGCAUCUAGCAAUCUAAACUAUGUAGCUCCAUUGUUAUUCGUUGUCCUUAUUAUUGACUUGAGAGGCCAGAAGCGGGCAGGUCACUCAAGGAUGUUUACAAGGAGAGUUGAAAGACACCCCCCCCCUCCCAUGCCAGAAACUGGUCAUCAGCUAUAAUCAAACUUACUGAGAAGAUGAUAUUGGAUUUAUACCCCGCCCUAUACUCUGAAUCUCAGAGCAGCCUACACUCUCCUUUACCUUCCUCCCCCACAACAGACCCCCUGUAAUAUUGGAGGGGCUGAGAGAGCUCUCCCAGAAUCUGCCCUUUCAAGUACAGCUCUGCGAGAGCUAUGGCUUGAUCCGGGGCCAUUCCAGCAGCUGGAAGUGGAGGAAUGGGGAGUCAAACCCCCGGUUCUCCCAGUUAAAAGUCCAUGCAUUUAACUGCUACACCAAGCUGGCUCUCCACUACACCAAACUGAGAGGAAUUGGGUUGGCUGCUCUGCUCACCGCAAUUCCUCCCAGCGAAGGAGGGAGGGAGGAGGCUGCUUCUCUGACUUCUUUUUGCUCUCGGACGUCUUGCUUUUUACAACUGGCUGCUCCUUUUCACUGCUGUUCCCCCAUGGCAGGGCCUGUUUUUCUUGCCGCCGCCAUUCAAACCAAAUUUGCCCUCAGCGGCAGGAACCAGGGCUCUUCAUUUUAACCUGCGUUGGAAUUCAAAGAGUGCGAGGAAAGCUCAGAGUUCCCUGUCGUUUCGGGGGUGACAAUGAGCUUGCCCUGCUCUGGGGCCUCAGAUGGCAUCACGGAAUCGUUGUUUAGGGUUGGAGGGCACAACCCCUUUCCCGUGGAAUCCUACUGAAAAUAUUGCUUUAUGGAUCCAUGUCUUGAAGAUGGUUGGUUUUCCAGCAGGAGAGAGAACCCAGUGAGGGGCCAUACAGUGUAUAUUUUGUCUGUCCCAGGGAGAGAGAGACUUUUCUUGAAGCCAGCUGUGCAGGGCUGUGUGCACACACAGCCUCCCAUUCCCUUUCCCUCUUCAGUUUGUCCCAUGCAGUUUCCACAGCAAUUCAUCACAGAGGCAAGCGAGUUAAACAGUAAAACUGUUUCCAAGAAGAUGCUAUAUGGAAGAGGAUGUCUUUGUAAUUCUCAUUCGUUUAAAAAAAAGAAAUUGGUCUUAAGUUAACCUUAAUAAAAAUAAAAGCAGCGCA
Molecule: messenger RNA, 7261 nt
Organism: Heteronotia binoei (common prickly gecko)
Lineage: Eukaryota; Metazoa; Chordata; Lepidosauria; Squamata; Gekkonidae
Product: A disintegrin and metalloproteinase with thrombospondin motifs 7-like
Exons: 24
Coding region: 1-5703 (1900 amino acids)
Biological process (GO): extracellular matrix organization; proteolysis
Cellular component (GO): extracellular matrix
Molecular function (GO): metalloendopeptidase activity
Source: RefSeq, a predicted model, not a curated record